Messenger RNA from Prunus mume (Japanese apricot), 1650 nucleotides. The record is from RefSeq and is a predicted model, not a curated record. Lineage: Eukaryota; Viridiplantae; Streptophyta; Magnoliopsida; Rosales; Rosaceae.
CCACUUUUUUUUUUUCCCUUUUUUUUAGGCCUAGUUAGGGUGGUGGAUUUUCUGGGAUUGCUUGUAUUGUUUAGGCCCAAAACAACCCAAUCGGUGGAUACCGUUGCGGACAUUGACCGAUUUGCAAUUAACCUCAACUCUUUGGCCGGUUUGCGAUCUCAAAUAAUGCAAUACUGCGAUUUCUCAGGCAGUUUGCGAUUUACAUGAAAUUUUGCGGUUACAGUACCACAUUCACCCCUAAGAGCACUUUCACCGCUGCGGUUUGGCUCGGAUAGGAGGGGGCCCAAGCCCAUGUCAUGCCUCCAGCGAGCUUCAACAGUUAGGACAGGAGGUGGGUCCCAGCAAACCAGGCAAACCCAUAAGCAAAAGAGUCCAAACUCGUGCCUGGGGGUAGCUGUCGUUAGCACCUGGGCUUUAUAUUUUUUACACGCCAACGAUGAAAAAAUUUGAAAUUUCCAUGUGCUGACGCUAGGCCAGGCUGGCGCCACCCCUGAUUUCUGCCAAUGGCUAGAAGCUACGUGGCUUGUCCGAUCGUUACUUCUUCUUCCAAUAUUCUUCACUUUCCACACCAAAUCUUCAUACAUUUUCUUUUCCUUCCAAUAUUAUUCACUUUUUACACAAAAUUUUCUUCACUUUCCAAAUUUCAUUUGUAUUAAAAUACAAAUGGCAUCUUCUAUCGAAGCUAGAGGGGUGUGGACAACCAUGGAAGAUGUUUUGUUGUGUGAGUGUUGGAUCCAAGUUGGUCGUUGCUCGAUCACGGACAAUAAGAUGAAGUUCUCUUAUAUGUAUAGAAAAAUUCAUGCCGAAUUUUGUGCAAGGUCAUGUUCUGCUCGUACGAAAAUAGCCUUGGCUAGUAUGUGAAUUUUUUUGAAUAAAGAGUUGGGGAAAUGGAGAGAUACAUUGACAAAAGCGAGAGACAAUGUUUGAAGUGGCGAAAAUCUUGCCAACAAGAUUACGCAAGCAUAAAUGUGGUUCGAUGUCAUUGGCUAAGGCAAAAAAUCUUUCAACAAUCACCAAUGUUGGGAGGUGGUAAAAAAUUGUUCGAGAUUCAAAAUUAUUCUUACGGGUCUGACCGCGUUGUCUUGAAUGAGAUCUCACUCCACGAUUCAACAAUAUCAGAUUUACCUUUGGAUUCUCCAAUGAAUCAAGACUCACCAAUCCAACAGGAGUCCAGGCCUAUUGGGAGAAAGGCGCCGAAGACUAAGAGAGGGAGUAAUUCCACCAAUGAUACUACAAAAGUUUUGGAGCAAAUUGCUCUGAACGGCACAAUGAAAAUUGAGAGAGACAUGAAAAGAGAUGCGAAUGAGAAGGUAAUGUAUAAAGAAUUUACAGGAGAAAGGAAGUAUGCACGCAAACAAGACAUGGAGAAGAAGGAUCGGGAAACCAUAGCCAUGGAUACGAGCCAUAUGUCCCUUGAAAUAAAGUCAUUUUGGAAGCUACAACGAAGGGAUGUUAUGAGAAGAAGACUUUUCCGUGAUGAUGGACCUAGCAAUACCGAUUGGUUAAAUGAUGAAAACCAUUAGGUUGUAUUGCUUGUCUUUUAUUUGAUUAGUUAUAUUGCUUGUCUUUUAUUUAAAUAGUUGUAUUACUUGCGUUUAAUUUAAUUAGUUGUAUUUCUCCUGGACACUUGUAGUGCAAGAAAACUGUGGU